AUGGAAGUUGUAGCACUUGGAAAAACUGGUUUAAAUGUUUCACGGCUCUCGAUCGGAACUGGGUCAAAUGGCUGGAAUGGCCGCUCAAAUCAAACAGAUUUGGGAUUUGAAGGUUUACGUGAUUUACUGCUGUUCUCACACGGAAAAGGUGUAACUUUUUGGGAUUCCGCAGAUCAGUACGGAAGUCACCCGCAUGCCAAAGCAGCACUAAAAGAGGUAGCGCGUGAGAGUGUCACUAUCACGACAAAAACGACAUCCCGCACGCGAGAAACCGUAGAAGCAGAUGUGAAACGAUUUCUCAAAGAAAUAGGCUCUGACUAUGUAGACAUUGUUCUGCUCCACUGUCUCACUCAAGUAGACUGGCCACAACGGUACCCAGAUGCGAUGGAAGCACUUGUCCGUUGCAAGGAGCAAGGGUUGAUCCGCGCACACGGUGUAUCCUGUCACGACUACAGUGCGUUCCAAACAUCAGCGAUGACGGAUUGGGUUGACGUUGUCUUGGCUCGGAUUAAUUACGCUGGCGUUCACAUGGACGCAUCCCCCGCUGAUGUCAUCCGAACAAUGGAACAGAUGGCAUUUGCAGGAAAAGGGAUCUAUGGAAUGAAAGUGCUGGGACAGGGAAAAUUGGCAGAAGACGCAACGGGUCAACGCGAGGCAAUCGAAUUUGUGAUGGGACUCCCGUGCGUCCACGCAAUGACUAUCGGUAUGACCUCAGAAAGCGAAGUGGAAGCCAACGUCGCUGUCGUUAAUGAACUGUCGGAGAAAGGCAUGUGAUAGCACCCACAGUCUAAAGACUGGGGCUUCGGCUUCGUAGACAAUAGCGAUUUCCCCGCAGGUCAACCGUCUUACGUUGUCUCCACCAGCAGGCGA
Molecule: messenger RNA, 870 nt
Organism: Geodia barretti
Lineage: Eukaryota; Metazoa; Porifera; Demospongiae; Tetractinellida; Geodiidae
Source: the annotation of a GenBank genome assembly